Caenorhabditis bovis is the source of this 1773-nucleotide messenger RNA. The record is from the annotation of a GenBank genome assembly. NCBI's taxonomy places the organism in Eukaryota, Metazoa, Nematoda, Chromadorea, Rhabditida, Rhabditidae.
AUGACGUCGCCAUUGGAUGGUACAAACAACUUGAACCAAAUGAAUGACAAUCACUUCAACGGCAACGACAUCGGAGGAACGGACGUCAAUCAGGCGAGAUUUACCAACAUAGAUUUUUCAGCUAUCCAUUUUACAGACGUCAAUAUCAAACACACUCGCUGCACCACCCGCUAUACCUCAGCUGACUCCACGUCGCCAUGUCAUUCGAAACAAUAUGGCGAGAUUCUGGUAUCUUUUGAUCGGCGACACUGGCGAAUUCCUUAUGUAUUUUGGGCUGAGUGUGAUCAUUGCAGUCAUGUGGGACUUGCUCAAGGCAGUAUUGCUCUACAUAUUCAUGACAAGAUGUCCCAUCAUGCGAGGCUGGACGAGAAGUCCCAACAGUCGCAGACUAUCGAGAAGCCUGAACCAUCGGGAAAGAUCGAGAAGCCAGAAGAGGCUCAGCAGAUCGAAAAUUCAUCAGAGCUCCACAAUAUUGAUGAGCUCGAUAUUCAAAACUGGGGAUUAUAUGGACCAAGACGAUACACAAUUGAAUAUAUCGGUGAUCAGACUGAUGAUGAGAAUUACUACGAAGUAGUGCACCGAUCGUGGAUUGAACGGGCUCAACGAAUGUCAUGUCGUUCACGAGGUUUGGAUGAUCCGGCAAGCUAUGUCAUUCUACCACAUCGACCGGCUCCGUUUCCAGUUGUCAUUAACACGCAGAAAUACUCUAAGCACUUCUUCGAAGGACCACCUCCAGUUUUUGGCGACGGGCGUUAUGAUCAGGCUCACAACAAUGAAAAUGCCAAAAGCAUCUACAACCUAGUCUACAAAUACAUCGCGAUUGCGAGAACUAAGCAACUGUCGGCUAACAACAAGGAAAGUGGAUGCGGCAACAGCAAGUCGUUUCUCAAAAUGUCAGAGCAGAGUUUUGCGAGAAAUAUAAAGGACCGAGACUUCGAAGUUGGUUCAAUUCCGAAUCCAGAACUACUUCAGGCAUUACAAGAAUUCACAGAACACUUGGAAAUGUUGAAUGACUAUCGCGAACAGCUCAUUGUGGUGGGUGCUUAUAUUGAGCUAGUUGAUUCUUUCGCUGUCGUUGUCAAAAUGCCGAAGCACGACAUCGAAAGCGUUCCGCUUUUACUGAAUGAAGCAAAGUCGAAUACUGUCGAGUACGGAUCCGUCAAUUUGGAUACGCGAUCUACUCUCAUUCCAAUGAUUGUCGAAAACCAAGAGGGCAUCCCUCUUCUAAAAGCUGGACUGAACAACUACACAAUUGAAUACGGCUCCAUUGAUUUCAGUCGUUUCAACGAAUCGCGCCGCAAGAAUCGUAGAAUUGGAAGCUCCUGUUCAAUCUUCUCGCUUUUUUCAGUCACCGGGACCGACGGAAAAGAAAUUGAUCCACGGGAUAGACAAGCUUUCCAACAGCUCAUUAAUAAAGAUGCCGACUCCGUCGAAGGAGCUUCCCAUCAAGAUUCGACAACUUUCACGAUGGUGAUUAUGGACGCUCAUAUGGAAGAACCCGACAAUACGUCUGUCAUUAGCAAUGGCUCUGAGGAUGAAAUCAUGCAAAAUUGCAAACGUAUUUCGGUCAUGAUCACGAUCCUACUUAUUGCGUUGUUCGCGACAAUGGCAAUCCUCAACAUCAUUCCAAUUGUUCGCAUUCUCCAAGUUUUUUCAUUGGUGCCGGCGAUAUUGUAUUUUCUGAUAGUGGCGCUCUUUGCUGAAAUUUUAUUGCUAUACUUCUAUCAAAAAUAUUGCACCCGCCUUACCAAUCGCGUUCAUUGUGCCGUGUGA